GGCACUGGUAACUCGACCGGCCGACCGUUCGGCUGUGCCGCUGCUGUAGGGCGUUCCGCGGGACCAUGGGGUCUACUCUUCGACCCCCACUGGCCGUGAUUCUGCCAUUAGCUGUGGCUGCUCUAGCAGGCGGCGCCGAUUCCGCCGUCUGGUACGAGGAUCGAAUUAGCAACGGGUGUCGGUUUGAGCCGACCGUCGGCCAUGCCGCCACCAUGGCUUGUGACUACGACGGUAUCAACUACAUCGAGACCCAAUUUCAUGCUAGACAACUUCAUGAGGCACCUUUGAUCCAAGAAAUUCGGAUUUCAAAUGCCAAGGGGAUCAACAUCAAGGAAGAUGCUCUGACGGGGCGAAAACAUCUCCGCGCAUUUCACCUGAGUAGAAUUGGCAGCCUCAGCAUUGCUAAAACUGAUUGGAGGGAGACAAUGGAAACCGAAAACAUGAUCAUAACAAUGAAUGAUAUAAACCGACUUGAUCUGGGCCGUGAUGCUUUCUCAGGAUUGCAGAGUCCUGGUCCAAGAAUAAUCAUCAAAGGAGUGAACAGCUGUACCAUUGCUGCCUCUGCGUUUCCCGCCAAUUCUGUCAUCAAAGGUGUGACUUUUCAAAACGUUCGGAACUUGGUCAUAGAGGGAGGUGCGAUGCAGUCUCAAAUAACGGGUGGUCAGUAUGAAACUGGACAAAGUUUGAAUUGUUACUGUGUCGAAAGUUUUCAAGCGAAAGUAACGAAAAUCGCGUUACCGUGCCAUUAUUUUGUUGUAAUCACGCUCGGCCUAAUGGAUCAGCGACACUGGACCUCUGGCAGCCUCCAGGCGCACGCGCGCUGGCAGCCUCGCCAUUGUCUUUCGCGGCACCUCCGGGUCGAUUUGACGGAUGGCCUGCUGGAUUCUCUGCUUCAAUUGUGCGUCACAGCUGACCUGCCACCUUCCUUUAUGCAAUUUCUGUUUGAUGAGCCCCCACAGAUCCUCAAUGGGCUAAAUCUGAGGGGUACGUGGCGGGUCCAUGUCACGUGCUAUUUCGGGCACCCAGCCUCCUCAAGAAGUUUUGUGUUCUAGUGCGCGUACCGUGACUGUUGCAAGGUCAGAACCUAACAGAGCAUCAUGCUCUGUGUUCUGAGACUCAAUAAGUGGCAACAACACGCCAUUCAAACACUUUCCAUAGCAAAGUUCGCCCGUUACAUUGCCUGUGCUCGGCAAGUAACUGAACGCGCGAGCCCCUCGGACUCAUGGCAAGCCAGACGGGCAUCUCGGGUGGAUAACUUGCUCCCAGGUCGAAGGCGAAGGUGAGAUCCACAUGUGGAAUAUUGUCUCCACCAGCUGAGGUGUAAAAUUCGACAACGGAAGGCAUUUUGCUGCCACUGCAGGUGAACUCAGAUUUAUCGUUCAUAUGCACCUCCAUGUUUUUGCUACCCUGUGUUGGACCCUGUGACAGACGGCGCAGGCGGUUUUGCUGUGUACGAAAUUGUGCCUCCGUCAUCUUUAUUCUAUUUCUGUACCUAAUUUCUGCUUGUGGACAUAUUAAUUGGUCAUACGUUUUGAAAAUUCCAAAAUUUCUUCCCAGAGAUCACUAGGAGAGCCCCAACUGUUCGGUGACGGCGCCGGUUUGUUUCUUCCGGAGCUGAAUGGGCAUUUUCUUGGUGAUCUUGCCAUGCCCACCAUGCAAAACAUCUGCAAGUCCUCAGAACUUAUCGAUGAUCACAUAUUCUUAAGAUCUGGUGAGAUCCCAUGGCGUAAUGUGACGCAUAAUGGUAGCGUUUUUGUAAUUUGUGUUAUUUUCAAAAACUUGCGCGAACAGGUCCCGCAACGCUUGCUGACUUACGCGCGCAAUGUUUUCUACUAGUUAAUAGCUGAAAGUUGAAAUCUGAGCUGUUAAUAUAAAAUAACUGGAAGUAUUCACCUGCCAAAAAUAAUUAAAAUCUGUCCAUUAUUGGAGAUUCUAUGCUUAAUCAAAUUUUGUCCAGUUUCAUACUGACCACCCGUUACAUCUGAUUAAUAUAUCCGACACAGCAAUGCUUGAGGGAUGCUUGAGCAGCUCUUUCAACGGACGCAAGGGUAGCCUCAUCCUGAACAGGGUGACGAUCGUCCCGACCAUCCGCAGUGGCUGCCUCCAGGCUGAUGACGGCUGGGGGAACCUCACUGUGCUGUCCAGUCAACUAGGAGACAUCGAGCCCCUCGGCAUCAGCGGCACGUUCGACCACUUCCAGAUCCGGAACAGCAGCGUGGGGCGAGUUGGCCAGAGCGGGCUGAACCUCAGCGCGACCUCAUUCACCAUCUACUCCACUGAGGUCAGGGAGCUGUCGUCGCACGCGUUGGACGUGCGCUUCAACCGAUCAGCGUUACUGCAAAUGUCUUCGUUCAUGUCGGUGCGCGCCAACGCUUUCGUCAGUCUUGCAGCCAAUCCCCGAAGAGUAGCAACCCUUUCCUUCCAGCAAGUCAUAGCUCACGAAGCGGAGUAUGGCUCCCUGACCCUCGCUGAGUACGGACGGGUGUCCCAGCUCGACAUUGCCCUCCGCAUGCCGUGUAGCUGUCAUCCCAACCGCCAGGCGCUCCGGCUGGUGGCAGGGGACGAAAUGUCGAAUGACGUCACCGACGACCAGCGAAGAGGAGCGCAGCAGGUCCUGGCCCAGGUUCGCUGCGCGGCUCGAGCACGCACGCCGACCCUGGCAGAGUUUGUCUGCUCGGAAUGCGAUGAUCGUGGUGAAGUUGCGUCUCUUUGCCCGGCUGAAGAAGCCAGAGCUUCUGGUUGGAAAAGCUGGAAGCUGGCCCUCGUCAUCGGGCUGCCAUUACUGCUCGUGCCUUCAGCCAUAUUGCUGAUUGUUCGAAAAGCGUGGCAGAGACACACUAGUCGACAAAUUGGCAUGGACCCGUCGCUAGCGCAGCUCCCACAGCAAGUCGCUUCUGAUGUCAGCGACACUAAGGCUCCAAAACCGAAACCACGCCAGAACCAGAAUGCUGGCGGAGACGUCGCAUCACAUCAGCGCGACCAGCUCCACGGCAGUGGUCAUCGAGAGCAGCAUCACGAUCUCGACUCAGAACCGUACUACUCUGAGGUGAACGAUCCUCCCGAGGAUGUGCCCAUGGCGGAUCGGCCGCAAGGUCCCGCAGGUCAGCCAGCGCACGAUAACUGUGGCCCCCGAAGUCAGCCAAUGUAUGACGACUGUGGGCCCACAGAUCCGCUAGUGUUUUAUGACCGUGGUGCCACAGUUAGGCCAUCAUACGAAAACUGUGGUCUUGCAGGUCAGCGACGUUUUUGAGACUGAUCCCCUUAUCAACCAGUGUCAAAAGUCUUUGAUUACGUGGUUCAAUGGGUGGAUGGUAAGGCAGUGUAGUGUGCAAGGCAGUGUAGCCCGAACCAAUCAGCUUAUGAUAGUGAUCACCCGGAUCACUUAAGCAGUGCAUGGCCGCAAGUAAAGGAUGCUACUUGCAGUUUGUGUGAACUUACAGUGUCAGUGAUGAAUAAUGUUUGCUAUAUCUACUCGUAGGUGCUUCUCCAGAUAUCAAGACAAUGAUAGCCUUGCAUUGUGUGAGCACGGGACCAUGUAUCUGCCUACUACAGCAAAUAAAUUGCACAGCUUUAGAA
This is a messenger RNA of Amphibalanus amphitrite, 3576 nucleotides long. RefSeq lists its product as uncharacterized. The record is from RefSeq and is a predicted model, not a curated record. NCBI's taxonomy places the organism in Eukaryota, Metazoa, Arthropoda, Thecostraca, Balanomorpha, Balanidae. The transcript is spliced from 2 exons. The coding region runs from base 2006 to 3250 and encodes 414 amino acids.